ACCUUAUGCCACUCCAUUUGCAAAUGAACUUGGCUUACAGAUAAGGAUGGCUGCACCAAUCAUUGGUAUAAAAAAGUGGGACAAGAUUGAUGAGAUUCAUAAAGCCCCAAUCAUUCAAGCAGUUCGGGAUAAAUUUGAGAUUGUUGAUUAUGAUGAGGAUGAAGAGGUUCGGAAAGGAGUCAAUAAAAAGUGUAAAACUCUUUACAGAAGUUGGCGUAACAAGAUGAAGACUCAUUACUCGAAGUUGGUAGACGCUGGUGUUGACCCUUAUAGUAAACCAUACAAAGGGGUCGAUUCUGAGGCUUGGGUAUACAUGAUCGAUCAUGUAUGGCUUGAUGACGAUUAUCAGAACUUGGCUAAAAAAGCAAGGGAUAGUCGAGCGAGGCUACCAUAUAAUCAUACAAUGGGCUCCAAGUCAUUUCAAGCUGCAAUGUAUAAAUAGGUGAUGCAUUUAUUAUAUCUAACAUAAUGAUUGAAAUUAAUUAUGUAUGCUUACUUUUAAAUGGAAUUAGGGUACCGAGAAGACUGACUUUGUAGACUUCUACAAAGAUUCCCAUUGGAGCAAGAGAAAGUCGGAUUGGGUAGCCCCGAUAUGUGGUCAAUUACAUGUAAGUAUGCCAAU
Molecule: messenger RNA, 622 nt
Organism: Camellia sinensis
Lineage: Eukaryota; Viridiplantae; Streptophyta; Magnoliopsida; Ericales; Theaceae
Source: RefSeq, a predicted model, not a curated record